Messenger RNA from Folsomia candida, 516 nucleotides. RefSeq names its product subtilisin-like protease SBT4.10. Gene Ontology annotation, biological process: proteolysis. The record is from RefSeq and is a predicted model, not a curated record. Gene Ontology annotation, molecular function: serine-type endopeptidase activity. Bases 1 to 516 code for a protein of 171 amino acids. Lineage: Eukaryota; Metazoa; Arthropoda; Collembola; Entomobryomorpha; Isotomidae. The transcript has 2 exons.
AUGGUUUGUCCCACAACGCCAGAUGGAAGCGGAAAGGACUGCAGUUCGAUGCAAGCAUUGCAGCACUACGGGUUGCAAAUAUUAUUCCGAUUUUCUCAAUUGGCAACAUUCACCAUCCCGAUAUCGAACAAGUAUGUGCUUCCAGCCAGUCACCUGGAAGUCACAGAGAGGUCAUCGGAGUUGGCGCGACAACAGACCAGAAUUUCAAUUUCUUUCUUCUCCCUCUUUGGACCAGCAGUGGAUGGUCGAAUCAAACCAGAUAUUUCCGCUCCAGGUUUAAGCGUAGGGUCUGCAAGUCAUACGGCAGAUAAUGAAUAUUUAAUCGCGUCAGGCACGAGUAUGGCGUCUCCGCCUUUUGCUGGACUUGCAGCUCUAUUGUUAGCCUUUAAGCCAUCAUUGACUUACUUAGAUAUUGUGUACUACUUGACGCAGGGUGCUGAACGCAAUUUAGUAUUUUUGUGGUGGAAUUCCGAGCAAUCAGCUUUACAACAAUAUAUUCGGUCAAGGGCGAAUUAA